AGCCUUGCAAGCGCACUAUAAGGGUCGAGAGCACCGACCGCAGCUGCUCAUUUCGUAGCUCGAGGGUGGAUUUCGAGGGUGCCGCCGACUUGUUACUGGCCAACGCCGUGCUCCUCGCGCUUUGGUUCAUCCUCGUCGUCAGCGCACUCAUGCUGCUGGCCCCUUAUCUUUUCUGUUAGCCGCCAUGCUGGCUACCCUCAGCCAAAGGUGCGGCAGCAAGCGUUGGACUGCAGCGUUCGAGGCGGCGUGCGAGAGCAGCGUCGGGGCGAGCGUGGGCGCGAGUGCGCGCGACCAGUGGCUGCAGCAGCAGUUGCGGGCGUGCGCCAUCCCCUACGUCAAGCUGGUCAGCUACCGCAUCUCCCGGGCGCGCCAGACCAUGGACGAGGCCAACAGCGAGCUCCUCUGCCCCACAGGGGCCGCCUCAGGCUGCCCCCGCGGCACCAACCUCGCCUCCAGACGGAAAAGCUGCCCCCUCCGCCCCACCAACAGGCUCUUCGACGACAUGCACCCCUCCGCAUUCGAGGUGGUGCGGCCGGCGAGCGCGUGCGGCUUCUACGAGGACCCGGAACUGCCGCAGUCUCCAGACGAGGCGCCAGCGUGUGACGCCGAGGAGCCGGACGAGGCAGCCACAGAGGCUGAAGCUGCCGAGUUGGAGGCCAGCAAGGGAGUCAGACGCUCGUCCAGCGGCAAGUUCACGACGGGCGCCAGACACCUGCUGGGCAACGUGCAGCGCUCAAUGCGCAAAUACGCCACGAACCAGAUGGCCGAGGAGCCAACCAGGGGGUCCGAGCCCAAAAUGCCCAAUGUGAUGAAGCACUACGCCAGGGGAGUUUCACCAGACACCACCAUCGAGCAGAUUGGCGGACGGCUGUCACCUGGACAGGAGAAAAACACCUCCACUAUGCUCUUCGAGUGAUAAAAGCAGGACAUUCGUCUCUUAAUGUUAAAGAAAUCUUGAUUGUUUCGAGGCCUCGCCUCGCCGUGUUCGCCAAUCUAGAAAAAACGCUUUAGUUUUUGGAGCUCCCAACAGAUGGCGUCACCGUUCAAUUGCAAAUAUCAGGUUUUUUAAAUGCGAUUUCAGGUUUAGUGCUUUCCUGGCGUUAAAAUGUUACUGUUUGCGAGCUGGAAACCAAAAUCGGCUCAACAAAUCGCGGAAAAAACAUCUUCUGACGUCAUUCAAGUGGUUUGAAAAUAAGCUAGUUACACCUCCUUGACACGCCCCCUUUUCAAAAUAACUGGGAAUAAGCUAAAUAAGUUUGUGGCAUGGAAAUUUGGCCGAUCGUGCGCCCAGCCCACUUUUUUAUCCCUCGUAUCAGCUUUGCGAUUGUCCCUGGCACUACCCGAUAGCAAACUUCAAGGACACUGAGCUAACUUCACUGACUCGUCUCUGCAAUACUGAGUGUUAAAAAAAUUUGCGGGGCGAGUCGGCCAUAUUUCCGCGACGUUAAUAUAACUAUUCCAGUGACCAAUCCAGAAUUGGUUCAGUAGAAAUAGUCGAUUGACUUUGAAACUUUUGGUUUUCAGACUGUCAAAUGAAUUAUUUUAACGGCAAGAGAGCACAGCCUAAAAAUCCCCAAAAAUACUCUACUUUCUCCGUGAAAGUAUUUUAAUAAUAAAUAAUUUUUAACCUCAACAGUAUCGAAGCACAAUGCUACGAGAAAUGUUUAUUGUUUAUAGGAAAUAAAAAAUAAUUUAUCUUUGAUGUACAA
Molecule: messenger RNA, 1709 nt
Organism: Cloeon dipterum
Lineage: Eukaryota; Metazoa; Arthropoda; Insecta; Ephemeroptera; Baetidae
Exons: 3
Coding region: 185-916 (243 amino acids)
Source: RefSeq, a predicted model, not a curated record